This is a messenger RNA of Dermacentor albipictus, 4506 nucleotides long. The record is from RefSeq and is a predicted model, not a curated record. Lineage: Eukaryota; Metazoa; Arthropoda; Arachnida; Ixodida; Ixodidae.
UGGCCGCCAUUUUGUCCACCGCCCAGCGAGCGUAGAGCUGACUUGUGGGAGUGUGCUGCCUGCUCCGUGCGGUUGGAGGUGGUGGUAGUAGUGGUGGUGUGUUUUCUUUUCUUUAUCUUCUCGAGGAGAGUUGUGGUGCUCCGGCGGCGUGUAGGAGGUGGUGGUGGCGUUUCGGUGACGUGAAAAAAAACAACAUUGUGUUUUUUGUGUCCUCCUGUCGUCGGCAGGGAACUCCGUUGCAAAGUGGCCCGGAACAGUUAACCCGCCGAGUGGGGACGUAAACACGCUACACACGAAAUGCAAGCGAUAAAGUGCGUGGUCGUCGGCGACGGAGCCGUUGGUAAAACCUGUCUCCUCAUCAGUUAUACCACCAAUGCCUUCCCUGGCGAGUACAUACCCACAGUGUUCGACAACUACUCGGCCAAUGUCAUGGUCGAUGGCAAGCCCAUCAACCUUGGUCUGUGGGAUACUGCUGGUCAGGAGGACUACGACCGGCUUCGACCACUCUCCUACCCACAGACGGAUGUCUUUCUCAUCUGCUUCUCCUUGGUGAACCCAGCAUCCUUUGAAAACGUCAGGGCGAAGUGGUACCCCGAGGUGAGCCACCACUGCCCCAAUACGCCCAUCAUCCUGGUGGGCACCAAGCUGGACCUGCGGGAGGACAAGGAUACUGUGGAGAAACUGCGCGACCGCAAGCUUGCCCCCAUCACCUACCCGCAGGGACUGGCCAUGGCCAAGGAGAUCGGCGCUGUCAAGUACCUCGAGUGCUCUGCUCUCACCCAGAAGGGCCUGAAGAACGUCUUUGACGAGGCCAUCCGUGCAGUGCUCUGCCCGCAGCCCAAGCCCAAGAAGCGGCGCCCUUGCUCACUGCUCUGAGUCUCCUCCCCCUCUUUCUCCCCCUCCUCCUCCUCAAAUCGGCUCGUCUAGCUGUCGCUUGUGCAGGUAGGGCAUCGCCAUCUGCAAGCGUUCUCUCGAGCUAGACACGAGCUGGCGUUCUUUUUUGUUCUCCCCAACUUGCCUGCAUCGCGCCCUUCACAUUUAUUUUUUCUUUUUCUUCCCUGGGCGCUGGCUUGUGAGAGCCGUGCUGGUCAUUUGAACGAAGUGCCGAUGCACGUUUGUUGUGUGCAGGUGAUGUAGCCUGCUGAUGGCAUGCUGCUCUUUUAGCUGAAGUUAAGGAUUAUACUUGGUUUUUAACGGAUAACAUUUGCUUAGUUUAUGGGCAAGAACACUUGGUGCUGGAGCUGAGCCAUAGACUGUUGUCGUCUGUAGGCAGUGCAGGCAACUGGCAUAUUGCAGUGUUGGGUUUAGUCUAGCAGUGAGUGCCAGUGGCCAUGUCGACCUUCUUGUUUCCACAGAUGAACAAUUAGUGUUAUAGGCUGUGGCCAUAAUCUACAGUGCCGACUGUCACAAAUUACCGGUAUAGCAGGCAACGUACUCAUUUGGUUUCUAGCCACCAGCUGAGCUUCUUCACUGUGUAGGUCAUUUGUACUCAUCCUUCUCGGCAGCCUUUGAGAGAAAUGUGGUUUGUUUCUACCUUCGUAUGUACAUGAGCUCCAUGACAGUUUCGGUUGAAGGUCAAUUUUGCACCUCGACAAAUGCCAUAAGCAGCUGGCCUGGCCCUUUGACAGUGCAUCUUGGGUCAUUACUGCCAGCUUAUUUUAGUUGCUGUAGUAAGUGCAGUUGCUAUUUCUGUGCGUACUAGCCAAGCUAGGACGCGGAAAGCCCCCCCUUAACUUUGUAAACUAUUGUCUGCAAGGUACGUUAGCUUGAAGUGACUGAUAGGUGGGCCAGCUAGCCUGUUUGAUCUCCUCAGAUUUGUUCAGUGUUUCUUGGUGAAAAUGGUUCAUAGUUUAUCAUUUUCAGAUUGCUCAUAAAACUGCUGUCUGGCAGGUUUUAAGUUGUUUUUGCUCUAAAGUCAGUUCACCUCAAGUUCCAUUUUUCCGUAACUUGUUACUUUGACAUAAUGUGACAUGGGGUGACAUAGCUGGUGGUGCCACUGCCAGAAGACCUAUACUCUUUGUUAUAUGUCGGUCUGAAGGUGCUUGUUCAUCAGUGAACACCGCUGAACAUGUCUAAGUUCCUUGCCUCAGGUAGAAGGUAUGCUUAGUCUUCUUUUCUUCUAAAUUAUUUUUCUCGGCAGCUUGUAUGUACAGAGUUUCAUACUAAGUUUGCCAGAGUGCGACACUGUGCAAUCAUUCAACCGGCAUGCAAAUAAUGCACAUUGCUUGAAUUUUCUUCAUUUGCAUGGCUUUGCUGAGAAAGUGUAUUGGGGCUUCUUUUAAGGUUCAUCAUAAUUCACUUCAAGUGUUAGCCUUACGUCUAUUCGUAGUUAAGUGUCGUAUGUUCGCAAGUGCAUAAAUUGUUUGGUCUCAUUUCAUUCAGGUAAAUGUAAUUGACUGUCGAGCACAUUAGCAGCUAAGCCUAAAUUCCAUUUGGUUAAUCACACUAAUCGUUGGUCAUCAUAAGUGGGCAAACAAGGAGCCAGCGUUUUGACAGAGACUUGUUUUUGCCCCGACAAAUGUCCCCUUGUUGAAACGUUGGCUCUAGUCGAGGUUCCUCUUGUUUGCCCUCUGUUGAUUACUGUCUCAGUGUUCCUGUGAACAACUCUUUGGUUCGGACAACCAUACGUGACGUUCAAGCUAUCCGGUUCUUAACGUUGAGAACAAGAAAACGAAUUAUAUAAAUUACUGCCUAAAUAAGCCUUAUAUUUGCCAUGCAGCAAAUCUGCGAUAACAUAAUGGUUUUGAAAAGUCGUUCAAAGACAGAAGGAUGAAGUUUAGACAAAUCCAGGUACUGCCUAUCAUCCUGUGCUGGCUUAGUAGAUGCCACGCUGGCGGCAUGUGCAGACAGUAGAGCCAUAUUUCCUCAUUGUAUCAGACGUACGAAACGCUACAGGUUGUGCCCACUUGUCAAUCACCGUUUGUGUAUGAAAAUGUGGGAAUGAGUGAGUGGUACUGCCUGCAGACGACAGUUUAGACGGGUGAAAAAGCUUUGCUGCACAUCUCGAGGCCCUGACACUUUUGUGCCCGUUGUGACAGAUGUUAAGUGGCAUUGUGGCAUUGCCACAUUAGCACUCGCUAUACUGCAGGAGUUGGUGAAACAUAUCGCCUGACGAGAAGUGCAGCACGCACAGGGUGUCUGCAGUUUGGUGUAAUUUUGGCUGCCUGCCAUGGUUUAGGGUUAGCGCACUGUUAGGCCUAACUGGACAAGGGAGGGCACCACGUGUUUUACCGACAAGUUGCCAAAUGUGACACAGAUGCCGUAAGUGCGUGGCAAUAUAGUGGUUUGGCUUGCAAACGAAGCUGGUUUGUAGUGUAGGCUGGCAUGCAGCAAAUGGUGAUGCUGUAGUUUCGGACAGGUUGCUGGUCUGCCUUCCUGCAGUGCCGAAUUGUUUUUUGCAACGUGAUGCCAAGGCUGUUUGUGACUAUCGGAAUGAACUUUUCUAACGAGUGUUGGUUGCAUCACUGUAAUAGCACCGUGCGUUUUUUACACUUUCAUCCUGUCACAAAUGACUCUUACUCUAGCUUUCUCCCUUGGUCCCAUUUUAUUCCUCCUCCACCAUUUCUCCAAGGAACAUGCUCCUGCCUCAUCUUACAUGUAUAGCGUGGUUUCUUUGUACAAAGAGAAGAAACACUUCGCAUAAAUAGGCUUAGGACAGUGAGAAGUAUGUUAUAUACUUUGCGUCUUUGCUACUGCCUGAUGAAAUUUUGAGGCUUAACCUAGGAUCAGCAUCUCACGCAAAGAUGUUUCACCCUAUAUUGAGUGCUGAAAUAAUUUUUUUUCUUGCUUUUAUUUAACCAGCAAUGUUGUGGUCAAUAGUUUCCGGCUUUUUGAGUACACGAUUGCUGUGCUUUCUGGCCACGUAUGCAUUCUUAAUUGUUCAGGAUGUACCGAGGGUUGUGUGCCUCUGUUCCAUGGAGGUGUCAUCGGUCAUUUAGGAAUUUUUAGGGUUAGUUCAAAACUGAUGUAAUUAGCCUUUUGUUUGUCUUUAAUGAUAUAAAUUAAGUUGGCAGUGUUGUUCUGAGUGUAUAUAGAACAUUGUGCGGCAUUUCAGGGCACAUUAAUUUUUUUUCCGUUGUGUGUGCGUGUGGCACAACUUGCAUAAAGUAGCCACAGUGUGCUGUAUGCUGCAAGGCCAUCUUUUGUGGUGGGAGUUUAGAGAUUUUAUAAAUGCUUUUUUUUAGAUCUCCUAAGCUCUUCUCUUUGUCCCACCUCUUUGCAUAAGCACACAAUAACAUUUUUGGCUAUGGCUUUGUGCUGGUGACUUAUUUUGUAGCUGAUCAUUUCUGCUCUGCACCAGAGUUCACUUUUUUUUUAUGCGCAUAAUGUAAGAAUUGCUCGAAGUUUGCAGUGCAUGCAAGGUGUCGCCACGUUCGUUCCUGGCGUCCAACAGCAUUGUCAAGAAAAGACUAGAUGAAAUGCUGUACAAACCAUGUGAAGAAAGGCCUGUCAAAAUGUUGCGCUAUUGUUCAGUUACUGUAACGAAUUAUACGGUUGUUUAUCAAA